AUGACAAUGUCGAUGUAUUCGACAACGGAUAAAAUGAAAAUGUCAGCGCCCAGUUGUUUUCCAGGACGCUACAGUCCAUCCUAUCGAAGUUCAGAACAAAUGCGACGCUGCAUGCCAAAUCCAUCUAGUCGUUUAUUAGAAGAUGCUUCCCUAUUAUGCAAUUCGUGGUCAGCACGUCAGAAUGGUGAUAUUUUUGCGGGUAUCAACGACGGCAUUCUUAGUAGAGCGGAAGCUCUUGCCGCCGUCGACAUUCAGAAGCACCAAGCCCAGCAUGUACAUAGCCAAAUGCCCUCCCAAAUCAAGCACGAUGUGAUGUACCAUCAUCAUACGAUGAGUGGCCCCCCGCAACGUCCAUUACAGGUAAAUCCUUUUUCUCGAAGGAUGCACCAUUCAAUGGAUCAACUGGACAUGCUGGAUCCGACGGGCUCGAUGACAACGUUAGCGCCCAUUUCGGAAUCGCCAUUAACGCCCACACACCAGCACCUGCACGGUUCCUAUCACAGUAUGAAUCAUAUGAUGAGCCAUCACCAUCCGGGCACGUUAAGUGGCCACACGGCGGGGCACCAUGGGCAUUCAGCGGUACAUCAUCCUGUCAUUACGGCGGCUGUCGCAGCCGCUGGCCUGCAUCCUGACACCGACACCGAUCCGCGAGAGCUGGAAGCGUUUGCGGAACGCUUUAAGCAGCGACGCAUCAAGCUGGGUGUCACGCAAGCCGAUGUGGGCAAGGCUCUGGCCAAUCUCAAGUUACCUGGCGUCGGAGCGCUGUCGCAGAGUACAAUCUGUAGAUUCGAGAGCCUGACGCUGUCGCACAACAAUAUGAUCGCACUGAAGCCCAUACUGCAGGCGUGGCUCGAGGAGGCUGAGGCGCAGGCGAAAAACAAGCGACGGGAUCCGGAUGCGCCCAGUGUGCUGCCGGCGGGCGAAAAGAAAAGGACUUCCAUUGCGGCACCUGAAAAGCGUUCCCUGGAAGCCUACUUCGCCGUCCAGCCGAGACCAUCCGGUGAGAAAAUCGCUGCCAUUGCCGAAAAGCUGGAUUUGAAGAAAAACGUGGUACGCGUCUGGUUCUGCAAUCAACGCCAAAAACAAAAACGUAUAGUUAGUAGUGUAACACCAUCAAUGACUGGACACAGUUCGGCGGGAUUUGGAUACUGA
Messenger RNA from Drosophila innubila, 1152 nucleotides. RefSeq names its product inhibitory POU protein (gene acj6). The transcript is spliced from 10 exons. NCBI's taxonomy places the organism in Eukaryota, Metazoa, Arthropoda, Insecta, Diptera, Drosophilidae. The coding region runs from base 1 to 1152 and encodes 383 amino acids. Gene Ontology annotation, biological process: regulation of transcription by RNA polymerase II. Gene Ontology annotation, molecular function: DNA-binding transcription factor activity, RNA polymerase II-specific; RNA polymerase II cis-regulatory region sequence-specific DNA binding. The record is from RefSeq and is a predicted model, not a curated record.